AUGAACGUCCAAGCAUUGCAUCCUAAUUCGAAGCGAAUACACAUCGGAGGUGAUGAGGCGGCACAUAUUGCUGAAGACGAGAGAUGUAAAGCUCGCUUGGCAUCAAUGGGUGAGCCGGAUCGAAAAAGAGCUGUUGAAAAGCUCAAAUUAGCCCACAUUGCAAUUACGGCACGGUUGACGCGAUUAUUGGGAUAUAGAGAGGUUUUCGCUUGGAAUGAUAUGUUUGAUAAAUCGAUGGUUGAGGACUUGCGUGAUUCCGGUCUUGGAGAGCUAAUAACUCCAGUGGUUUGGGGUUAUAGGGUUGAUGUUACCGCUGAAGAUUAUUUCCCUAAUGGGCUUUUUGAUAGAAUCUCUCAGGUUUUUCCAAAAAUCUUCUUUGCCAGUGCCUUUAAAGGAGCUCAAUCUCAAGGAGAAAAUUUCAUUGAUCUUGAGAGAUAUCUCGAAACUCACCAAUCUUAUGUUAAGCUGUAUAGAAUGCAUAGUAAGGUAGGUAAUUGGCUUGUUACCACUUUUAAACUAUAUCAGUUGAACAAGUUAUUGUUAUUGUUGAGCCUUGAGGGUCGUGUAGGUGGCAUUAUCCUAACAGGUUGGCAAAGAUAUAUGCAUCAUGCACCCCUAUGCGAGUUGUUGGCCAUUUCCAUACCUUCACUUAUUACUGAUUUGGUGUAUCUUGAAGAUGUUGAGAGAACUACGGAUAUGCUGUGGAAAAAAAUCCAUGUUGGUUUGAAAGCCGUGUUUUUCAAGGAAGUUAAUGCUCUUAUUGACGUUCAGAGGCUGCUUAAAUGCCCUGUACAUAUGAAUACAACCAGCUCGCCUGUUGUAAUUGACACUUUCACCUAUAUCCCCCACAAAGAUGCGUAUCUGAAGGUUUGCGACUUUAAAGGCAAGGAGUUGUUCAAACUGGUAAUGGAGGAUUUGCAUAUGUUAAAUUGGAAAGUUAGUCGUUUACGUUAUAUAACUGAUAGAAAAAAUGAACUGAUGGCUGAGAUUCCGGAGUUAGCAAAGAAGGUUCUUAUAAGUUAUAGCUUCUUUGUUUUUCGUUUGAUGGAUGUGGUACUGAGCAGAAAAUUAAGCCGAAAUUCUUUUUCUGCUAUUUUCUGUCGUAGUAAGAGUUUAUUGGGCGACAUUUUUCUCCGAAAUUAAUU
Strongylus vulgaris is the source of this 1145-nucleotide messenger RNA. NCBI's taxonomy places the organism in Eukaryota, Metazoa, Nematoda, Chromadorea, Rhabditida, Strongylidae. The record is from the annotation of a GenBank genome assembly.